CUUAAAUUUCCUUUCAAUUUCAAUGCCUUAUCUAUAUUAUCGCUGCUUCCUCUCUUUCUACCCCUUCUAUAAACCUUCCCUCCUUUCCUUCCCUUUUUUCAGAUUAAAUCAAAUCACCUUGAAAUCUUUUGGAGAAAAUCUCAUAGGGCCAGAUAUAGCUUUCCUUCACCAGUCAGUGCUCGUGUCUUCAGGGCUGCAAAAGAAAAGGGAGAGAUGGUUAAACCGAGUGAUCAAUUUUGGAUUUGUGUUGAGCAGAUGAAUGGUGGUUCUUUCAGGUGUAAAUUCUGUGGGUACGUAUUUGCGGUUGAUACUUCGAUUUCAACGAUCAUCUCUCAUUUGUCAGGAGUUAAAGGAUGUGGGGUUGAUAUUUGUGAAAAAGUCCCUGCAGAUGUUCAAGAAGCAACCUAUCUAGCUACUUAUGGAGCAAAUAAAAAAAUCAAAGCCAUGCUAAGUUCAUGCUACGAUGAGGCAAAUAAUACAGCUUUGACUUCUUUGCAAGGGCAAAACAGUGAAGUUGAAAUGCUGGAAGGAGAUCUCGAAAGAGUGCCAAUGGAGGUUCAGGGCAUGGAGCAAGAAGCAGGGGAGCAUAGAGGUUUAUUUCCUGAGGAGACAGGUUAUGACAGGGAACAUGAGAUUGCAGAAACCAUGCAGCCUAUGGAGAGAAGUAUCUCAGCAGAGAGGCUUGAACUUGAUCAUGAUGCAGGUGAGACUAGAAGAGAAGAAACACAAGCAUUCCAUGAGUUGCGCUGGUUGUAUCAUUUCUCUUGUUGAUAUCAAGAACGAAAUAAUAAUAAUAAUAAUAAAAUCCUGUUUACAUCUUUUACAUAA
Messenger RNA from Populus trichocarpa (black cottonwood), 828 nucleotides. RefSeq lists its product as uncharacterized. Lineage: Eukaryota; Viridiplantae; Streptophyta; Magnoliopsida; Malpighiales; Salicaceae. The record is from RefSeq and is a predicted model, not a curated record. The transcript is spliced from 2 exons. The coding region runs from base 214 to 771 and encodes 185 amino acids.